Pecten maximus is the source of this 4675-nucleotide messenger RNA. RefSeq lists its product as uncharacterized. The record is from RefSeq and is a predicted model, not a curated record. NCBI's taxonomy places the organism in Eukaryota, Metazoa, Mollusca, Bivalvia, Pectinida, Pectinidae.
CUUCUUUCCUAGAGUGGCAUGUUUGUCAACAAGCUAAAACGUCAAAUAUUGAACAUUAUUUAGAUGAUUUUCUCCUGGGGUCUGUUGGUAAUUCGGCUGAAUGUGCUUGUUUAAUGGAUACUUUCGAUAAGGUUUGUGCAAAUUUGGGUGUCCCUAUAUCUGAUGAUAAAACUGAAGGUCCUACAACAUGUCUAGUGUUUCUAGGUUUGGAAAUAGACACAGUGGAAAUGGUGGUUAGGGUUCCUUUAAAGAAAGUAGAAGAGCUGUGUUCCUUAAUUACUCAAGUGCUUGGUAAGUCAAAAAUUAAGUUGGCAGACCUACAGUCCUUUGCAGGUAAAGUUGCAUUUUGUGCCAGGGCUAUACCUAGUGCUCGUGCUUUCUGUAGACGGAUAUACGAAUCCAUGUCGGGUGUCAAAAAGGCGUACCAUUACAUUCGUCUCGGUGUAAACUUGAAGGAAGAUCUUAGGACAUUACACAAGUUUUUCCAUUCUUUUAAUGGUGUUUGUUAUUUCCCAGAUAAGGAAUGGUUGUCAAACGUGAGUUGUGAGCUGUACACAGACAGUUCAGGCAACAGUGCAUUAGGUUGUGGGGCACUCUUUCAGAAACAAUGGUUGGUAGUGAAGUGGUCAGAAUUUGACUUCUCGGCUGAGGUUUUUAGGGAUAUUACUUAUCUUGAACUGAUUCCAAUAUUUCUUGCUCUUCUUGUGUGGGGCCAGGAAUUCCAGAACAAGAAAGUUAUUUUUCAUUGUGAUAACAUGGCCCUGGUGGAAAUUUUAAAUAAAAAAUCUUCUCGAUCCUGCAGAGUUAUGUCCCUUAUCAGACCCUUGCUAUUAGAGUGUAUGUACCAUAAUGUCCAGUUCAAAGCAAUGCACGUACCAGGGGUUAGUAAUGCUAAGGCAGAUGCACUCUCUCGUUUGCAGUUUCAGCGUUUUCGGGAAUUGGCCCAGGAUUCAUCCCAACAGGCUUGUGUCAUUCCACAGGCGUUCUGGACAAUUUUCAUGCAGAAUUCCACAGAUUGAUAGAUAGUUCGGUAGCUGAUAAUACCAAGUCUACUUAUAGAAACGCAAGAUUAUCCUUUGAGCAGUUCAGGUCACAAACAAAGCUCCCAGCAAUUUGGCCUCCCCCUACUUCCCAUAUUGUUAAUUUUAUUCUAUUUAUGUUUAAGAAGGGAGUUGCUUAUUCAACAGUCAGAACAUACUUGGGUGGGAUAAGCUUCUAUGCUAAGACUCAUUCUGGUACAGAUCCAACUAACACAUUUAUUGUUCAAAAAUUGUUAGAGGGGUUUAGACGAGAAAAAUUUCGGCGGGAUAGUCGUGCCCCUGUGUCAGUUGAAAUGUUAGUUAAAUUGCCAACAACUUUAAUAAGGGUAUGUAAAUCAAUAUACGAGGCGAAGAUGUUCACAGCAGCAUAUUUUCUGGCAUUUUGGGGUUUAUUGAGAGUAGGUGAGUUAACUGUCAAUGGAAGAAAUACAGACAGAGCUAUACAUAUUCAGGAUGUGCAGUUGUCACAUGAAAAAAUCAUGCUUAGAAUACGUUUUUCCAAGACUGAUCAAUCUGGCAACUCUGUGCAACUAGUUAUAAGCAAGGCAAAAAACAUAGCAGUAUGCCCACUGCGUGCAUUACAGGCUUAUUUACAGGUUCGUCCCAAACUUGAAGGUCUUUUGUUUUGUCAUUUGGAUGCUGCACCAUUAACACGAUAUCAAUUUAGCUCUGUUUUCCGUAAGGCACUGGCUUUCAACAAUGUUGAUACAAACCACUACAAAACACAUUCAUUCAGGAUAGGUGGUGCGUCACGUUGUGCUCAAUUAGGAAUGGAUUCAGAGACUAUAAUGCAGGCUGGUAGAUGGCGAUCGUCAUGUUUCACCAAAUAUGUAAGAACAAAAAGUAUUGUUAUGCCACAGUUGGCUUAAGUGUUGCACGGGUUAUUCCAUUCAGGGCACAUAGCGGCAUAAAUGACAGUAUAUUUCAAGGGCAAAUAACUCGUUAAUAAUCGCUAUACACCAUGUAUUAGUUGACUGUCAUUAAUUACUGGCUAGCUUCUCUUGUAUCAGGAAUUAUAUAGUUUAUAAUAUGGUCUCUUUGUCCUGUUAAUCUUUUGUUCGAUAGGUUUUGAUAACAGAUUUGUAUAUGGCUGCAAUGUGAGGAUAGUAGGAUCUUCCAUAAUACGCAGAGCGGAGGAGCAUGCCCUAAAUAGGCCUGGGGGUACCAUGUUAGCUAUGGAACGAAUUGGGAUGAACAUAGAGUGGGUAGGCAUUGGCGGUUUAAAACUAGACCGGCUUAUACAGGUAAUAGUUGAAAAUGUGCACUUGAAAGGUCAACCUGAUAUGCUAAUCAUUCACUGUGGGGGCAAUAGCAUUGGGCAAGGCAGUUCUGUAUUGGAGCUGUGCUCCUUUGUUAAGGAUAUUCUUGUGGAUCUGGCUAAAUUUCUGCCCCAUACAAUAUUGAUUUGGUCUCAGAUAUUACCAAGAUUUCAUUGGGGGGAAGAAGCUGACAUUUCUGCAUCAAAUCAAGUGAGAAUACGGAUGAACAGGGAGGCUGCUAGUUUUCUGUUACAUAGGCUGGGGGGUGGAUAUAUUAAGUACCCAGACCUGAAACUGGACAACGAUUUGUAUCUUGAAGAUGGUGUUCACCUAAGUGAAGUUGGCAAUGAAUUAUUCUUAAAUACAAUACAAGGGGCAUUAGAACAGUUCUAUUACUGGGGAGGGGGGGCAUAUCCCUAAACAACUUUCAAUACAGGCAUGGCUUUUGACGUGGACCUGCCACCCCCCUUUUUGGUGUGGCGGUGGUCACUGUAGCAGUUAAAGCUUAACCGCUACAGUUCCCUUUGGCGGAACCACGUCAAAUCUGGAUUAUUUGACACUAUCGAUAGUGUCUUUUUGCAGUUAUCACAGCUAUUGAUUUCUACUGGCACUUAGUGAUGGUGCAUAGUACUGGAACAUUAUCAAUUUGUGUUUAAGAAAUUACUAUUUGCUUAGUGGCACUUAUCGAUAGUGCAAUUAAUUAUUUGCUGGUUGGCACUUAUCGAUAGUGCAAUCAACUAUUGGCUUGUCGGCACUUAUCGAUAGUGCAGUUUAUUAUUUGCUGGUUGGCACUUAUCGAUAGUGCAGUUUAUUAUUUGCUGGUUGGCACUUAUCGAUAGUGCAGUUUAUUUGCUGGUUGGCACUUAUCGAUAGUGCAUUUAAUUGAUUGAAAAAUUAAUAGGCAUUUAUAGAUAAUGCUGUUUUCUUGAUUAUCAGACAUAUAUUUGUGACAAAUACAUUUCAAGUAAUUAUCAAUUUCUGAUGAAUUAAUUAAUAAUAGUAUGAUCAAUUAACAACUUUUCUGUUUCACUUAAGUCUCUGUGUAUGAUGGUUAUCCUAUACACUAAUUUCAAAUGUUGUAUUGUUUGUAUUAUUAAUGUUGUCGAUUUUGCCAAGCACUCAUCGAUGAGGGCAAAUCGAAAAUAAAGCCAUGACCUGAAAUGUCUAUUUGGUGUUCUAGUCUUUAAUAAGACAUUUUAUUGUUCACCAAUAAAAUAAUUUAUUAAAGCAAAGUACAUUUAAUUUCUCUACAAAUUAUUUCCGGAAUUUUUUGUACCGGUAUUUUCCGGAUUCUAUAACUCCGGUUGAGUGGCAUAUUAGUCACUUCUGUCAUGGCGACUUACUAGAUGAGCGACAUCCCACCCACCCAACCCUAUAUAUUUAGGUCGUUAUUUUGUCAGAUACUGCUCUUGGUUUUGUUUUGUGUUUCAGAAAUUGCCUGAUUGAUAUUUCGGCUACAUUACUUGGUGCAUCAACAUCUGGGCAACAGCAUUGCAUUCAGUUACGUGUAAAUGACAUUCCACAUUGGAAACCUGAACAAUCAUUCGUAACUUACCAAGCUCAAUUGUGGUAAUUCCUGGUGCUUUGGGAAGGUAUAGUAAGCAGACAAUGUGAAUUCAUAGACUAUUGGUAUCUGCUAAAGUUUCUUCAUGGUUAAUUGGCUCGUUGGUGAUCCUGAGCCCAAUUUGUAUUGUUUACAAGGUAAGGUAUGUGUAACAUGUUCAAUAUAUCAGGACAUUCGGAACCACGUCAAAUCUGGAUUAUUUGACACUAUCGAUAGUGUCUUUUUGCAGUUAUCACAGCUAUUGAUUUCUACUGGCACUUAGUGAUGGUGCAUAGUACUGGAACAUUAUCAAUUUGUGUUUAAGAAAUUACUAUUUGCUUAGUGGCACUUAUCGAUAGUGCAAUUAAUUAUUUGCUGGUUGGCACUUAUCGAUAGUGCAAUCAACUAUUGGCUUGUCGGCACUUAUCGAUAGUGCAGUUUAUUAUUUGCUGGUUGGCACUUAUCGAUAGUGCAGUUUAUUAUUUGCUGGUUGGCACUUAUCGAUAGUGCAGUUUAUUUGCUGGUUGGCACUUAUCGAUAGUGCAUUUAAUUGAUUGAAAAAUUAAUAGGCAUUUAUAGAUAAUGCUGUUUUCUUGAUUAUCAGACAUAUAUUUGUGACAAAUACAUUUCAAGUAAUUAUCAAUUUCUGAUGAAUUAAUUAAUAAUAGUAUGAUCAAUUAACAACUUUUCUGUUUCACUUAAGUCUCUGUGUAUGAUGGUUAUCCUAUACACUAAUUUCAAAUGUUGUAUUGUUUGUAUUAUUAAUGUUGUCGAUUUUGCCAAGCACUCAUCGAUGAGGGCAAAUCGAAAAUAAAGCCAUGACCUGAAAUGUC